Molecule: messenger RNA, 1653 nt
Organism: Diatraea saccharalis (sugarcane borer)
Lineage: Eukaryota; Metazoa; Arthropoda; Insecta; Lepidoptera; Crambidae
Source: the annotation of a GenBank genome assembly
AUGUUGUAUGAGUAAGUACUUACUAUCAAAUUUUUUUUUUAAUAGAGUAGAGGCUGUAUAGACAAAACCCAUUUGCUAAAGGCUGUAGACAACAAAUAAAAGUUUAAAAAACAUUCAAUUUAUCUCGACUUAAAAUAUGACAUGGCUGUAUGGAUAAAAGUCCUUUGCCUACCCUGAAAUGGGUGAAAAAAUUAAAAAAAAAAAAAAAAAUCAAUUUAUCUCACCGUCACGUCACGUCAAUUUGUUCGCUCAUACGGUUUAUUUCUUCACUUCACGGGGAAAGCAAGUCUUCUCUGUAAUAUUUUUUUAAAGUUAAACUUCUAAUUCAAGCACAAGUUAUCGAAACAUAAACUUUGUAAUCCGACAACUAUCGUAAUAUCAGUGAUAAAAUGAUUGAAUUGUACCUAUGCUUAGAAUGAAAUUGUCAAACGCUCUCAAUGGCCGUGUUUUCCGUAUGUCAAUAUUGAGAUUUUCAUCGUUCUAAAAGAAUAAAUAUCGUGAUGUUACUAGCUGAUUAUCUGACGAUGGACGCUUUUCAGUGGCGGAAAUGGUUUCUCAUAUUUAUAAUAAUGUUAUCCAGAAGGCUAGACACAGUCGAAGCCCUAAAGUGUUACUGCAACAGUGAGGCAUGUCCAAAUAACACUUGCGUGACAGAUGGCUACUGUUAUGCCACCACCAGCAUCGAGAAUGGGGUCCAGAAGUUCACCUACCAAUGUUGGGACCGGAAACAGUUCUUCCCCCCGGGGGACAGGCCCAUAUGGUGUCGCGAGGCGGAGCACCCGGAUAUUAAAUGCUGCUCCACGGACUACUGUAACCGUGACAUCUUCCCAGGUACGGAUCUGCGGAUGUGCCGUCAACCGUCAUGCCGCCUGGGUAGCUUGUUGUGAUGUCCUCCUCGGAUGUUUGUCCAGCCACCAUGUCAUCCAUGGUGUUCUAACCAACAAUUACUCGAGUCAUUUGUCGACGCCACUUUGUUAUCGGUGAUGCAUGCACUGAGAAUGUGACCUCUCAUGUGGUCCCGUAUUCGGAUUUAAUCUCACUGAAAUAAAUUAAGUUUGCUAUGAUAUGGCUGUUUCACUUUUACCAAUGUCAAAGAGGUUAUAUUUAAGCGAAAUUGGGGGAUAAUAUUACUACAUGUAUUUUGGAGGGUAUGUCUAUACUCCUUGGGAGAAUUCGUUCGGACAUGUAAUAGCACAAUGGGUUUAUUCAUCGCUACCAGCAUUUGUCCAAUCAUAAGCUUGAAUGUGGGGGAUAUAUUCUAGACGAAAGUUAUAAAUUCUAGGAUUGCCGUAUGCCUGUCGGGCAGUCUUGCAGAUAUGAAGUCGUAAGUGAUCACGAGCCGGUUUAAUAUUAUUUUCUUUUCACUUUGCAUGGUUUUCAUUAUUAAUUUUCCACUGCAACCUAAUUUGAUAUUAGAGCUAGAGCCAGUGACUAACAUUGCUUGACAUUUUUAAACCGUUGCCUCGGGACUGGAAUAAAUCAAUCUUUUAAUGGUUUUGUUUUUCAAAUAAUUCAUACUGUAGACCGUCCUCUGACUAUAAUGUAUAUAAAAUUAAUAAGCAUACAUUCGCUGUUUUUUUUUUGAGCUUCUUUUAAAGUUUAAAAUUAUCGUUACCACCAUAUAGCGAAUAUAACGUUAUUCACUUGGAUAGA